This is a messenger RNA of Coregonus sp. 'balchen', 4546 nucleotides long. The record is from the annotation of a GenBank genome assembly. Lineage: Eukaryota; Metazoa; Chordata; Actinopteri; Salmoniformes; Salmonidae.
GACCUCAGGACUACAACUCAACAUCCACCUAAAGAACUACAACCCCCAAGGGCUGUGAACGCCUCAACCCCUCCUCUACAGGACCUCAGGACUACAACUCAACCCCCCCCCAGGGUUCCGAGUGGAGCAGCCAUGAGCGCAGCAGCAGAGACCCAGGUGAAGUGUGUGCUGGUGGGGGACAGCGCCGUUGGGAAGACGGCCCUCCUGGUGCGCUUCACCUCGGAGACCUUCCCUGACUGCUACAAACCCACCGUGUACGAGAACACUGGAGUAGAAGUCUUCAUGGACGGGGUACAGGUAGGAAUAAUACGCUUUACAUACUGGUAGUGGUUUUUACAUCAUUUAACUAUCACAAUAAUAACUUUUACACAGUUCAUUUACUAUCACAAUACUCCAACUUUAACUCAUUUAACUAUCACAAUAAUACACUUUUACAUCAUUUAACUAUCACAAUAAUACACUUUUACAUCAUUUAACCUAUCACAAUAAGACACUUUUACAGUCAUUUAACUACCCCAUACUCCUUUACAUCAGUAACUAUCACAAUAAUACCCUUUCAUCAUUUAAAACUAUCACAAUAAUACCCUUUUAACAAUCAUUUACACAUAAUACACUUUACAUCAUUUAACUAUCACAAUAAUACCUUUACAUCAUUUAACUAUCACAUAAUACCUUUACAUCAUUUAACUAUCACAUAAUCACUUUUACAUCAUUAACUAUCACAAUAAUACACUUUACAUCAUUUAACUAUCGCAAUAGUACACUUUACAUCAUUUUACCUAUCACAAUAAUACACUUUACAUAAUUUUAACUAUCACAAUAAUACACUUUACAUCAGGGCUAUUCAGCUGGCGGCCCGCGGGCCAGAUCCGGCCUGUUUAUUCAUUUAGACUGGCCCCUUUGAUCAAUUAAUAGCAUUAAUAAAAGAUCUGCAAAAAAAUCCGACAUUCAAUGCCAAAGCACUAUGGUGGUAGUCUAUGGUGGUAGUCUAUGGUGGUAGUCUAUAGUGGUAGUCUAUGGUGGUAGUCUAUGGUGGUAGUCUAUAGUGGUAGUCUAUGGUGGUAGUCUAUGGUGGUAGUCUAUAGUGGUAGUCUAUGGUGGUAGUCUAUAUGGUAGUCUAUAGUGGUAGUCUAUAGUGGUAGUCUAUAGUGGUAGUCUAUGGUGGUAGUCUAUAGUGUGGUUUCUAGCGCCUGUGGCAUGUCGAUUCUAUUUUCUUCAUAUGAAUUUUGGCUCCAGCGUUUUGAACGGUUUUAAAGAUAGAAAAUAUUAUGACCCCAUUCCUUAAAAGCUUCAACUCUCAGGAACACGUUUCCCUCUGUGAUGCUCACAAGGACUGGUUAGAGAGUGGGAUUAAACCACCUAGUGGCUGAGGGAAAUGAAUUCAAAGCAUGUUUCUUUCAGGCUGGAAUUUGGCAGUACCUGAUUUGAGAUAUCUUUGUGUUUAUUUAUUUGAAAUGCUUGCAGCGGUCUGAGGCACUGCAUCGCUACAGCCUGGUGUGUCACAACCGGCUGUGACCGGGAGUCCCGGAGCGCGGCGGAAAAUUGGCCCAGCGUCGUCCGGGUUAGGGGAGGGUUUGGGCGGGGGGGGGGGCUUUACUUGGCUCAUCGCGCUUUAGCGACUCCUUGUGGCGGGCCGGGCGCCUGCAGGCUGACUUCGGUCGGGUCGUCAGUUGAACGGUGUUUCCUCCGACACAUUGGUGCAGCUGGCUUCCGGGUUAAGCGAGCGGUUGUUAAGAAGUGCGGCUCGGCGGGUCAUGUUUCGGAGGGCGCAUGACUCGACCUUCGCCUCUCCCGAGCCUGUUGGGGAGUUGCAGCGAUGAGACAAGAUCGUAAUCACGAAAAAGGGGGUAAAAAAUCACAAGAAAUAAAGUAAAUAAUGGUGAGCGAGCGCCUUUUCAAUGACGAUCACAUGUUUUGGUUGCACCUCAACUCACGUUUGUUGAGCACCCUCCAUUUCUUUCCUAAUUCAUUACUUUUAGCAACAUUUAAUUAGAAGAAAAGUGCUUCAUUGGUGUGUAUUGUUUAUUUUUAUUUUUUUACAGUUCUUCUGAAGAAUAAUCGCAUGUGGAAAAUAUUAGGCCCCCCUGCAAUUAACCUUUUGUACAUCUGUCACCCAUAAGAAUAUAGUUGAAUAGAGCUGCUUUACAUCAUUUAACUAUCACAAUAGUACACUUUACAUCAUUUAACUAUCACAAUAGUACACUUUACAUCAUUUAACUAUCACAAUAAUACACUUUACAUCAUUUAACUAUCACAAUAAUACACUUUACAUCAUUUAACUAUCACAAUAAUACACUUUACAUCAUUUAACUAUCACAAUAAUACACUUCACAUCAUUUAACUAUCACAAUAAUACACUUUACAUCAUUGAACUAUCGCAAUACUACACAUGACAUAAUUGUAACUAUUGCAAUAAUACACUUUACAUCAUUUAACUAUCAGAAAAAUACACUACAUAAUUUUAACUAUCGCAAGAAUACACUUUACAUCAUUGAAUUAUCACAAUAAUACACAUGACAUCAUUUAACUGUCACAAUACAUGAACACGGUAGUUUCAACAUCACAACCCACUGGAGAGGCCUGAAGGUCACCUGAUCAGGAAUGUCCCUCACUCAUCCUUCAUGACCUUUACACUAGAUUGGAAUGAGUCUGUUUGUGGUGUAUGCUUUCUAAUGCUUUAUUAAAGUACAUCUCAACAUCACAAGUAUUUAAAACAUUACAAACAAGAUUUCGAAUAAGUUGAAAAAGACAGAAUUCAAAUAAUUGAUUAAUUAAAACUAAAAGGACAAUGUAAUUUCUUUGUUUUCUCUCCAGAUCAGCCUUGGUCUGUGGGACACGGCAGGAAAUGACACGUUCAGACAGAUCCGUCCGAUGUCCUAUCAGCAGGCUGAUGUGGUCCUGAUCUGCUACUCCGUGGCCAACCCCGCCUCCCUGGCCAACGUCAAGAACAAGUGGCUGGGAGAGGUACAGGACCACCUUUUUAUGCUAAUUUAAAUAGCUUCUUCUGUGUGUUUACUGGAUAGAGAGAGCUGAAAGGUAGGAGAGAGAGAGCUGAAAGGUAGGAGAGAGAGAGCUGAAAGGUAGGAGAGAGAGAGCUGAAAGGUAGGAAGAGAGAGCUGAAAGGUAGGAGAGAGAGCUGAAAGGUAGGAGAGAGAGAGCUGAAAGGUAGGAGAGAGAGAGCUGAAAGGUAGGAGAGAGAGAGCUGAAAGGUAGGAGAGAGAGCUGAAAGGUAGGAGAGAGAGAAGCUGAAAGGUAGGAGAGAGAGCUGAAGGUAGAAGAGAGAGACUGAAGGUAGGGGAGAGAGCUGAAAGGUAGGAGAGAGAGCUGAAAGUAGAGAGAGAGAGCUGAAAGGUAGGAGAGAGAGAUGCUGAAAGGUAGGAGAGAGAGAGCUGAAAGGUAUGAUAGAGAGAGUCUGAAAGGUAGGAGAGAGAGAGCUGAAGGUAGAAGAGAGAAGCUGAAAGGUAUGGGAGAGAGCUGAAAGGUAGGAGAGAGAGCUGAAAGGUAGGAGAGAAGAGCUGAAAGGUUGGAGAGAAGAGCUGAAAGGUAGGAAGAGAGAGAGCUGAAAGGUAUGAAGAGAGAGCUGAAAGUAGAAGAGAGAGCUGAAAGUAGGAGAUAGAGAGCUGAAAGGUAGAAGAGAGAGCUGAAAGGUAGGGAGAGAGACUGAAAGGUAGGAGAGAGAGAGCUGAAAGGUAGAGAGAGAGAGCUGAAAGGUAGAGAGAGAGAGCUGAAAGGUAGGAGAGAGAGAGCUGAAAGGUAGGAGAGAGAGAGCUGAAAGGUAGGAGAGAGAGAGCUGAAAGGUAGGAGAGAGAGAGCUGAAAGGUAGGAGAGAGAGGAAGUAGAGAGAGGAGCUGAAGGUAGGAGGAGAGCUGAAGGUAGGAGAGAGAGGCUGAAAGGUAGGAGAGGAAGCUGAAAGGUAGGAGAGGAGAGGGAGCUGAAAGAGCAGGGACAGAUUCCAACCCGUGCUGGCAGCGGAACAUAGAACGCGCUCUCCAGAGACAGCGGCUUCGACCGCUAGACCACCAACCUUUUAUAUUCUUACAGACGUGAAACAUCAUAGAGACGAUUCAGGAAGGUAACUGAAGUUCCCAUUCCAUUUUUUCUUUUCUCACUGUGAGAAGAAGUGAGAGAGAUUUGGAAUUAGAAUUUCAGUUUACUUGACUGAAUUUAAACUGAAUUGAGCCCAACUCUGGCUUCAUAUUGCGUAUCAAUACAUGUUUAAAAACUUUUUUACUAUAACAAAAUGGUUUUUAAAAACAUUUGAAUCUCAUUCUAGGUGCGUGAGAACCUCCCUCGGGUCCCAGUGCUGGUGGUGGCCACCCAGACAGACCAGCGCGAUACCGGGUCGCACCGCGUAUCCUGCUUCUCCGCCGCCGAGGGAAAACGCCUCGCCCAGGACGUACGGGCCAAGGGAUACCUGGAGUGCUCGUCGCUAAGCAACCGCGGCGUGCAACAAGUGUUUGAGUGUGCGGUGCGGACAGCGGUGAACCAGGCCAGGAAACGGACGCGCCCACGGAUGUUUGAUAUCAACAGCUGCACGGUGUUUUGA